Messenger RNA from Glycine soja, 2248 nucleotides. RefSeq names its product protein DETOXIFICATION 1-like. Gene Ontology annotation, cellular component: membrane. NCBI's taxonomy places the organism in Eukaryota, Viridiplantae, Streptophyta, Magnoliopsida, Fabales, Fabaceae. Gene Ontology annotation, molecular function: xenobiotic transmembrane transporter activity; antiporter activity. The transcript is spliced from 9 exons. Gene Ontology annotation, biological process: xenobiotic detoxification by transmembrane export across the plasma membrane. The record is from RefSeq and is a predicted model, not a curated record. Bases 295 to 1797 code for a protein of 500 amino acids.
UCAAUAUCAGAUAAAUCACUCAGAUAUAUAUAUGUAUGUAUAUGUAUAUAUAUCAAAUCUCAAUGAAGCAUCUGCGGAUUGAUCCCGUCUAUGAUUUAGUUUUUAAUAAUAUAUAUGUAGGUUUGUAUAAAAUAUUUUGAUACAUUGAUUAUACAAGUUGUUAGGUAUAGUUGCGUGGGUGACUGAAAAAGAUAACGCAAAGUUGUGUUUAGUUGUGAUGAUACAAAAGAGGACAAAGGUAGAGGCAGAGCCAAAGAAGGAUAAGAUCGACAUAUAGAAGAAAAGGGUGCAGUGAUGGAAGAAAGUUCGACAGGAAAGUGGGGAUGGAUGAAAAUGAGGGAAGAGCUGAAGAAGGUGGGUACUAUAGCAGCUCCAAUGGCGGUUUCAAGUGUGUUACAAUACCUUUUGCCAGUGGUGUCCUUAGUAAUGGUUGGCCAUCUUAACCAGCUCUCUCUUUCAAGUGUUGCUAUUGCGACCUCUCUCACCAAUGUUUCUGGGUUUAGUGUUUUGUCAGGGAUGGCUGGUGGAUUGGAAACUUUAUGUGGCCAAGCUUUCGGGGCAGGGCAAUAUGAAAAAUUUGGACUAUAUACUUACACUGCCAUAAUAUCCCUUUCUUUGGUUUGUUUCCCGAUCACAAUUCUAUGGAUUUUCAAUGACAAAAUAUUAACUCUAUUAGGCCAAGACCCAACAAUAUCCCUUGAAGUUCGUAAAUAUGCCAUUUGGCUAAUACCUGCUCUAUUUGGUUCCGCAAUUCUCAAACCUCUAACACGAUUUUUCCAGACCCAGAGUUUGAUUUCUCCCAUGAUUCUAACCUCCGCUAUAGCUUUGUGCUUCCACGUAGUAACAUGUUGGACCCUUGUUUUUAAACUGGGGUUGGGACAUGUUGGUGCCGCAAUCUCCUUCAGCCUUUGCGUUUGGUUUAAUGUGAUAAUGCUUUUGUCCUUUGUGAGGUAUUCCUCUGCUUGUGAGAAAACACGCAUCUCUUUCUCCAAGAAUGCUUUGGUUGGUGUUGGAGAGUUCUUUCGCUUUGCUGUCCCAGCAGCAGUCAUGGUUUGUCUUGAGUAUUUUGAGAAGAUUUUGCAACACGAUCAUAAUGAUUUGGCCAACAUGGUCACUUAUCUGUCAUACAGUCUUAAGUGGUGGGCCUGCGAGAUACUUGUUUUGUUAGCUGGACUUUUUCCAAACCCAAAGUUGGAGACAUCAGUCCUAUCUAUAUGCUUAACAAUCUCUACGUUGCAUUUCACCAUACCUUAUGGGUUUGGGGCUGCUGCUAGCACUAGAGUUUCGAAUGAAUUAGGAGCUGGGAAUCCACAAGCAGUUCAUGUGGCUGUUUCUGCAACGAUGUUCCUUGCAGUCACAGAGGGUUUCAUUGUAAGUGCAACACUAUUCGGCUGCAGACAUAUCUUGGGUUAUGCCUAUAGUGAUGACCGUAUGGUUGUUCAUUAUGUGGCUGUUAUGAUCCCUCUGCUCUGUCUCUCUAUUUUUACUGACAGCUUACAAGGAGUUCUUUCAGGGGUUGCUAGAGGAAGUGGGUGGCAACAUCUAGGAGCCUAUGUCAAUCUGGGAGCGUUUUAUCUGGUAGGAAUUCCUGUGGGUAUCCUACUUGGCUUUGUUGCACAUUUCAGAGCAAAGGGCCUCUGGAUUGGAAUUGUCACUGGCUCCAUUGUCCAAUCGAUUCUCCUUUCCCUUAUUACUGCUCUUACCAACUGGAAAAAACAGGCAAUGAUGGCAAGGGAAAGAGUAUUUGAUGCUAAACCACCAGACGUAAAUGGAUCAUAUCACAUGACGAGUGCUUAAAGCUAGUUUGGUCAGCUGUGUCUCACAUAGACAUAGAUAUAUAAUUUUGAUUUUCCGUAGGAAAUAAGUCACCAAACUAUGGUUUCGCAAAGAAAUGUUACGAGACACCUACGUCAACAUCUAGAGAGCCAAAGAAAUAAAUGAAAGCAAAGAAAUAAGUAACAGAUAAUAUAAAUGUUACAAGAAAAAUAAUGGAGUGUUUGUAAUAAUGGAGUGUCCAUGCAUGACUGUUUUAUUAUAUUAUUCUAAUUUGGUCAAAAUGCUGGAUCAACUCCAAUUAGAGAUUAUUAAAACUAUGGGCGCAAGUUCACAUUGGUUAAUUAUAUGUCUGCUAUAUGAUACCCAGUAGGAAUGGCGACCGAUCUUAUCCAUAGUAAGCUAUUUUAACUCGUGAAACAUGAUUGGACUCAUCCAAAUAAAUUAUGGAAGAUGGUGGCAUUUCUAAAUCCAA